Molecule: messenger RNA, 935 nt
Organism: Cynara cardunculus var. scolymus (artichoke)
Lineage: Eukaryota; Viridiplantae; Streptophyta; Magnoliopsida; Asterales; Asteraceae
Product: 30S ribosomal protein S17-like
Exons: 3
Coding region: 105-419 (104 amino acids)
Biological process (GO): translation
Cellular component (GO): ribosome
Molecular function (GO): structural constituent of ribosome
Source: RefSeq, a predicted model, not a curated record
CGUUCUUCUGAACGAUAGCAAUAGAACACUGGUUAGGGUUUUACGCUGAUCCGAGCUUUGAGAUAUUGGCGGGCAUCUGGUUAGGGUUUUAGAAGAUUCAUAAGAUGAAGUCAGUGGUUGGAAUGGUGGUGUCGAACAAAAUGCAGAAAUCGGUGGUGGUCGCCGUCGACAGGCUAUUUCAUAACAAACUCUACAAUCGCUACGUCAAGCGCACCUCCAAGUUCAUGGCACAUGACGAACAAAAUCAGUGCAAUAUUGGCGAUCGGGUUAGAUUGGAUCCCUCAAGGCCAUUGAGCAAGCGGAAGAACUGGGUUGUUGCAGAGAUUCUGAAGAAAGCACGAAUAUAUGCGGUGCCAUCAGCUGCAGCUCCUGCUGGUUCAGCGACCAAGACAGCAGUAGCAGAGUCAUCUUCAUCUUAAGGUGAAGACUAAACUUAAGAAUGUCAUUCGACCAAGUUCCUGUCGCCUGCUUAUUAGCUCAACCACGAAGAGAACCAUAGAAAUAGUUUUGUUUAUCUUUGAUUAUAUUUGCAUCUUCUUCGUGGAUCUCUUUCUAGAUCGUAAUUUUCAUAUAAACUUAUUUUGUGCCUGAGUUUUUGGUAUUUUUUGACUUGUAAGAUUAGUGCACGUUCUUGUGCAAAUUGGAAUUCUUCAUGUUUGAUUCACGAAGGAGGCGCUUUGAGCAAAGGUUGUCGGUGCAUUCUUGGGGAUCAAAAAGGAUUUCUAUCUCACUUACUGGGUAAGAUUCUCAGUCCUUUGCGAUGUUCAUCUGGUAGGGUAAGUUAAGUGACACCUGGUGGAUGCUUACUUUGUAAGUGUUUGGUUAACGACUUUUAAGAUGAAGAUUUUGAAAGUAUGUUGCACGGAAUAAGAAUCGAACCAAAAUACGUUGUAUUUUCAUGCAAUAUGCUAUUUCUUGUUCCUUGUGUUUUGGUA